Hyla sarda is the source of this 644-nucleotide messenger RNA. Its product is annotated as gamma-crystallin 1-like. The record is from RefSeq and is a predicted model, not a curated record. Bases 114 to 644 code for a protein of 176 amino acids. Gene Ontology annotation, biological process: visual perception; lens development in camera-type eye. The transcript has 3 exons. Gene Ontology annotation, molecular function: structural constituent of eye lens. Lineage: Eukaryota; Metazoa; Chordata; Amphibia; Anura; Hylidae.
CGGGCAGCCAGGACCCAUGGCUAAUGCCAGGCACUGCCGAGUGGGCCGAUGCUCGCCAUUAAACCUUUAGAUGACGCAAUCAAAUUGAUUGUGGCGUGCUGAUCGGGACUAUCAUGACAGAAUCGAUAAUCUUCUACGAGGACCGAAACUUCCAGGGUCGCUCCUACGAGUGCAACUCUGAUUCCUCUGAUCUGUCUUCAUACUUUAAUCAUUGUAAUUCUAUCCGGGUGGAGAAUGGAAACUGGAUCCUGUAUGAACAUCCUAACUAUAGAGGAAACCAGUAUUUCCUUAGAAAAGGAGAAUAUCCUGACUUCCAACAAUGGAUGGGUUACAAUGACUCCAUCAGAUCCUGUCGUUUAACCCCACAGCAUCGAGGACCAUUCAGGCUGAAGGUGUAUGAAAGGGAAGAUUACAAAGGUCAGAUGAUGGAGUUCACUGAAGACUGUCCUCAUGUCCAUGAGCAAUUCCGCUACAAUGACAUCAACUCCUGCCAAGUGCAUGAUGGAUACUGGAUGUUCUAUGAGGAGCCCAACUAUAAAGGACGUCAGUAUUACCUGAAGCCUGGAGAGUACAGGAGAUACAGUGACUGGGGAGCAUCUAAUCCAAAAAUUGGUUCUUUCAGACGAGUCCAGAAUCUGUAUUAA